Molecule: messenger RNA, 2385 nt
Organism: Daldinia caldariorum
Lineage: Eukaryota; Fungi; Ascomycota; Sordariomycetes; Xylariales; Hypoxylaceae
Product: sulfate permease
Exons: 5
Coding region: 1-2385 (794 amino acids)
Biological process (GO): transmembrane transport
Cellular component (GO): membrane
Molecular function (GO): sulfate transmembrane transporter activity
Source: RefSeq, a predicted model, not a curated record
AUGGCCGGGUUAUUAGAAAAGAGCCGCAAAGCCAUCACGAGGGUGUUUGGUGAUAAAGAGAAUGCCCAUGCGCAUCUAACUCCAGAUAGUGUCGUCCAGCGUAGUAGCGCAGCGAUUUCUCCAUUCGAGCCAUUUAUUGAACAAAUACCAACAACGAGAGAAUGGAUCAUAGACCAAUUAUCGGGUGGGGCCAAUCCUAUUUCAUAUUUUCUCGGCCUUCUACCCUUCCUUGGUUGGCUUCGACGAUAUAAUAAACGAUGGCUAGUUGCUGAUCUCAUCGCUGGUUGUACACUUAGUCUGGUGAUGAUCCCACAGGGGUUAUCCUAUGCGAUAUUGGCCAAUAUAAGCCCUGAAUUUGGACUUUUUACAACGUUUGCAGGUGCUUCACUGUACUGGCUAUUCGGAACAUCUAAGGACAUAUGCGUUGGGGCCACUGCAGUAAUAUCUCUCCUCGUUGGCAAGACGGGUAUGAAUGUGGUUGACAGAUACCCAAAUUUUACCCUCGAAGAAAUUGCCAAAACUCAGGCAUUCUUAUCUGGCUGCGUUUUCCUUGUCCUUGGUCUGUUGCGAUUAGGAUGGAUCGUCGAGUUAAUACCCCACGUGGCUAUUUCGGCGUUUGUCACUGCUGCGGCAAUCACCAUCGCUCUCGGACAGGUACCCAACCUACUAGGAAUCACAGGCGUAAAUACAAGGGGUUCCGCUUAUCAAGUCUUCAUCGAUAGCUGCCGGGGGCUCAGGCGAGUCAAGAUAGAUGCUGCGGUGGGACUAACCGCCUUGUUACUACUGAUGUCGAUAAAGCGUUUAUUCGGGUACUUAGCCGUACGGACGCCUCAUCGAAAAAAGACGUGGGAUACGCUUUCUUCACUUCGGCUGUCGCUCACCGUUUUCCUCUAUAUAGUGGUCAGUUAUCUGGUUAACAGGAAUCUGCCACCAGAAGAAUUCAAGUUUCGCAUACUCGGACACAUCCCAGCAGGCUUUGGUCAUAUUGGGCCUCCAAGCUUUCAACCCGACUUAAUAAGAAGCCUUCUAUCUGAGCUCCCGGCCACGACCAUCGUUAUUAUUGUGGAACAUAUCGCUAUCGGCAAGUCUCUAGGGCAGAAGAACGACUACACUAUAGCACCAUCACAGGAGUUAGUCGCACUCGGCGGAAUAAAUCUAGCUGGUCCAUUUAUUGGCGCUUACGCUUCAACGGCUUCAUUCGGCGGUAGCGCUCUGUUGUCGAAGGCCCGCGCUAAAACGCCCUUGGCUGGGAUCUUCAAUGCGGUUAUUCUCGUGCUUGUUCUGUAUGUCCUAGGCCAGGCCUUGUAUUGGACUCCAGUUGCUACCAUGGCGGCUCUUAUUAUACAUGCGGUAAUCAGUCUGCCUAUGUCUCUAAGUGAGCUACAUAAGCUGUGGCUGAUAUCACCGCCAGACCUUGUCAUUUAUUCUAUUGGACUCCUAACGUCGGUUUUUAGUACUCUCGAAAAUGGAAUCUAUGUCACCACGGCUUUAUCUGCGUGCCUCCUCUUUAUCAGACUCAUUCACGGGCAGGGGCAGCUUCUCGGCCGAGUUCAAGUUUACCAGUAUCCGAACUCCCGCUCACGAAACACAGCUACGACUGAUCCAUCGCUAAUAUCCACAACACCCUCAAGGGAUGCUUUCUUCCGGAUCGAUCGAAAAGACGCCUCCAACCCGUCUGUCCACGUUGAAUCUCCCCGUCCCGGUGUAUUUAUCUAUCGUUUCCCGGAGGGUUUCAAUUACGUCAAUCAAGCCCAACAUAUGGAAUUUCUCUACACAUACGUCGUAAAAGAAACAUGUCGAACUACCCCACUUGAAUACAAGAAUCCUGGUGAUCGACCGUGGAAUGAGCAUGCCUUGUGUGUUUCCUCGGACCAACCUGGUUCGGAGACAUCCAAGCCAACUUUAAAAGCAUUAAUCCUCGACUUCUCUACCGUAAGCAACAUCGACACAGACGCAAUACACAGAUUGGUUGUUCUUCGCAAGCAAUUAGAACGCUGGUCGUCCCCAGACACCGUUCAAUUCCACUUUGCGAGCGUAGACGACCGCUGGGUACGCAGGGCGUUGGUUAUGGCCGGGUUUGGCUACCCAAGCCAAAGAGAACUGGAAGCCCCCAUCCCCUGGUCCCCGGUCUUCAGUCUCGCGAAGAAGAAUAAUGCACCGGAAACAACUCCCGACGGGGUGCUUGGAGGACCCUCUAGUGUUCCUAGGAGGGAUAUUGAAAAUGCAGAAAUCGAGAACUCUAAUGGGGAAGCAAUUCCGAUGGGUCCUGGGCAACUGGCAGUUACGCAUGGCGUCAACUAUCCGAAUUUCCACGCAGAUCUGUCGGCUGCCGUACAGGCUGUGUCUGCGUUCGCUACUCAAGGCGAGAGUUUUGUAAGAGUUUGA